Molecule: messenger RNA, 948 nt
Organism: Monascus purpureus
Lineage: Eukaryota; Fungi; Ascomycota; Eurotiomycetes; Eurotiales; Aspergillaceae
Source: the annotation of a GenBank genome assembly
AUGAAUGCGGGAAUCAUCGCGAUGCUGAUGCACCAGUUCCCGUAUCAAUUUCCCGGCCUGCCAGUCCUGUCAACGAUUGCAUGGAUGGUUGAUUUUGUCUGGUUCAUCAUCGCCUCACUUAUAUUUCUCUUGCGUCUCGCGUGGUUUCGUCGAGAAGCAUACGAAGAACUAACCAACGACAUGUCGACCCUGGCCAUGCUUGCAUGUUGGCCGAUCUCGUGGAUGACGCUGGUCGGCUUUGUCUCGCUGACAGUCAGCGACGCAUACUGGGGCGGGCAUGCGUUCACCAUCGUCGCAUACGUGAUGUGGUGGAUAGGCGCCGGCUGGACGCUCGCGACUCUAUUCUUCGUUUUCUGCGUAUUGAUCUCGCGACGCCUACUGGCCCAGAACCCAUUGCCGACCUUGAUAGUCAUCCCCGCCGUUGCUGUCGCCACCCUAGGAGCGAUCGGUGGUCUUAUAUGUAGUUACUCCAGCGGCAUUUCGGGUCGAUUGGCGGUUCCCGUUAUCAUCUUUUCUUUCUUUGGUGUUGGCAUGGGAAUCUUCAUGGCGAUAUUUCUCUAUACAUACUUGCUCCACCAGCAGCUUACAUUGGGCUGGCCGCCACCCGGUAAAUCCGUCAUUAUAUUCUUAUACAUUGGCCCCAUGGGCCAGUCCUCGGCCGCGCUGCAAACACUAGGAUCUGCUGCUAUGACAUUCGGCCGGUUCGCUGAAUACCACAGAGGAAGCUUUCUUACAGAGAUCGCCGCAGCACCGCUUAACGUGGCAUGCGUCCUGAUGGCAAUGCUGAUGUCCGGCAUGGCAGUUGGAUGGGUCGUCCUUGCUUUCUGCGCCUUCAUCCGUGAAAUGCUUCGAAGAGAACUCAGAUGGAGCCCCGAGUGGAAUAGUAUUAUCUUCCCAACGGGAACGCUGACGACGUCGUUCCUGCUGUUUGGUGUUGCGAUGAACUAA